Phycodurus eques (leafy seadragon) is the source of this 2749-nucleotide messenger RNA. RefSeq names its product leucine rich repeat containing 2 (gene smim22). NCBI's taxonomy places the organism in Eukaryota, Metazoa, Chordata, Actinopteri, Syngnathiformes, Syngnathidae. The coding region runs from base 1279 to 2325 and encodes 348 amino acids. The record is from RefSeq and is a predicted model, not a curated record. The transcript is spliced from 9 exons. Gene Ontology annotation, molecular function: protein binding.
CAUCUUUGAGUUCUCUUUUCUUCUUCAAAUCAUUUCUGUACACUUGUUUUGACGACCGGUUAGAGCGUCUGCCUCACAGUUCUGAGGACCGGGGUUCGAUCCCCGGGCUCGCCUGUGCGGAGUUUGCAUGUUCUCCCCGUGCCCGCGUGGGUUUUCUCCGGGCAUUCCGCCUUCCUCCCGCAUCCCAAAAACACGCGUGCGAGGUUCAUUGAAGACUCUAAAUUGCCCGUAGGUGUCAACGCGAGUGCCAAUGGUUGUUUGUUUGUACUGUGCCCUGCGAUCGGCCGGCGACCGGUUCAGGGCGUACCCCGCCUCUCGCCGGAAAAUGGCCGGGAUGGGCUCCGGCACGCCCGCGGCCCGCGUGAGGAGAAGCGGCUGAGAAAAUGGCCGUUUUGUGUUCCCAUCCACGUCACGAGUGGGAGGAGCCGCUCGACUGUCAAAACUAAGACACACACACACACGGGAGAGGUGUGUGUUAGUUCUUUUUCUUCUUCCUCUUCUUUUUCUUUGUGCGUCUUCCUGUUUUUCCUCCUCCUCUUUCUUUUUCCUGGUCCUCUUUUUUCCUCCUCCUUCCCCCCUUCCUUCUCUUCUCGCUCUCUUUCCUUUGCUGCUCCUUUCUCUUUCUCCUCCUAUUAUUCCUCUUUUUCCUCUCCUUCCACCUUCUUCAUGCUCUUCUAUUCUUUUCUCUCCUUCUUAUUCCCUACUCCUCUUUUUCCUCCUCCCUCUUCCUUCUCUUCUUCCUCCUCAUCUUUUGUCCUCUUUCCUCCUCACAAUCUCCCUUUUCUUGCUCUUCCUCCUCCUUUUUCUCUUUUCUUCUCCUUCCUUCUUAUCCUUCCUCUUGUUCCUCGUCUUCUACCUUUCCUUUCCUCCUCGUCCGUCUUCCUCUUCAUCCUCCUUUUUUCUUUUUCCUGCUUUUCUGCCUUCUUCUUUCUCAUCCUUAUUUUUCCUUCCUCUCCUCUUCCUCCUUGUCCAGCCUCCUUUCUCUUUUUCCUGCUAUCUCUUCCUUCUUCUUCCACCUCUUUUUCAUGUUCUUUUUCCUCCUCCUCCUUCUUCCGUUCCUGUUCCUGUCCAGGUGCGGUUCAGUGUUGCGGAGAUGAAGAUCAGCGGCGGCGGCGGCGGCGGCGGUUGUCGCGACGUGUCGUCGUUGCUGAGCGUUUGGGAAUCUCACGUCAAGAAACAUCGGCAACGUCAGAAGAAAGAACAGGAAAGGAAGGACAGGAGCGCCCUCACCAGGUCACAGGCCGCGCAACCGGCAAUAAUCGGCAUGAUUAAUCAUCGAUGAACAAUCGGAUCGAACAACAGUGGCAAUAUCGCCUCUACUGCAGGACGCGCGACACGCGACAACGCAACGUGUUCGACAACAGCCUGAACACAUCGACACACAACACACACUCAGUUGAGCGUCGUGCUGGAGAAGGUCCAGAAGGGAAGGUUUUGGAUGGUCCCGACGCCGGUGCCGACGCCUUGUUGUUCCGUCUGUCCGGUGAGCAGUGGCAGGAUUUACCAGGUGAUCUUCAGUGGAAAACGUUUCUGCUUGAGUGGCACGUGAGCGGCACCAAAAUCCAGAAGCUUCCGGACUACUUGGCGUCCUUCAGUCUCGUGAGGGUGCUGCACCUCGCCAAAAACAAACUGGAAGAGCUGCCCCUUGACAUCGGAAAGCUGCUGGAGUUGCGCGAGCUGAACGUCAGCUACAACCGUCUGUCGGCCGUUCCCGCCCAACUCGGGAUGUGCCGCAACCUGGAACGGCUGGAACUUGCCGGAAAUCGGAACCUGUCCGAGCUGCCUUUUGAGCUGAGCUCCCUGAAGCGUCUGGCUCAUUUGGACAUCGCCGAGAACGGCUUCGCGUCCAUCCCCGUGUGCGCUCUGCGGAUGAGCGCCCUGCGGUUUCUCGACCUCAGCGACAACCGACUCAGCGACCUGCCACAGGACAUGGACAGGCUGCAUUCGCUGGCGACGCUGUUCCUGCACAACAAUCGGCUUUCGUACCUUCCUCAAUGCCUCACCAACAUCGCCACGCUCAAGAUGGUCGUCGUCAGCGGCGACCAUCUCGUUUGUGUACCCACGCAACUUUGCAGCAGCCCCAACAUCAAGUUCAUCCGCCUGUACGCCAGCCCGGCCAGCGACGACAACACGACGAAGAAGACGAAGGCCGACGUGAGGGGGAAGCGGAGAGGAAGACGAGCAGGACGACAGGAAGAGGACGACGAAGAGGAGACGAAGGACAGCAGGGAGAAAGAAUUCAUGGCCGCUUACGUCAGCACACUCGAGGACAGAGAGGAAGUGCCCUACUCCACCACCAAAGUAAACAUUUCCUGUCUGCUCUGACCCCGCCCCCAGGAGGCGCCAACGCUAACCCCGAAUCUGAUUGGUCCUUUUGUUCAUCACGAAGACAUCCAAAACAUUCUCACUCACAAUGCAAUUUGUUUUUAAUUCAUAAUCAUAAUAAUAAUUAUAAUAAUCUCUACUUCAGGUAUUCCUCUUUUGUUUUGAAAAGGUCAAAUGACGUUUUGUGUUGUUUUGUGGGGUAAAAAAAAAAUGUCAUUCCAAAAUGUGAUUUCCAAGUUUUCUGUUGAAAAAUGUCGCCUUUGUCAAAAAAAUUAAAUGCAAAAAGUCAACAAAAAGUUCAAAGAGGACAAAAUAUUUUCUUCUUUGUUGUCAUCCAAAUAAAUGUGUUAAAAGUCAAAAACACUUCUUCAUUCGUCCCAUUAAAAUUGUGGACUGGUUGCCAGUAAGUCGUUACCGGGGCGUU